Messenger RNA from Salvelinus namaycush (lake trout), 1627 nucleotides. Its product is annotated as transmembrane protein 9B-like. Gene Ontology annotation, biological process: positive regulation of canonical NF-kappaB signal transduction. Gene Ontology annotation, cellular component: lysosomal membrane. The transcript has 5 exons. Lineage: Eukaryota; Metazoa; Chordata; Actinopteri; Salmoniformes; Salmonidae. The record is from RefSeq and is a predicted model, not a curated record. Bases 177 to 890 code for a protein of 237 amino acids.
UAAACACAGGUUUAGGAGAUUUUAUACGCUUUGUUCUAUGAGAUUAUCUAAGAGGGGUAUGCACGUCCCAAGGAUUCCGGAUAGCACGGACCCUUACCGAAAGGCCAUCAUUGCUAUAUGUUUUUGUUCCGACAAGUUGUUUACCUGGGGAAUACUAUUUACGCGUACAGGAAGAGAUGUCAUACAGUUGUCAGCUGACCAGUCGAAGGAAAUGUUUGAUGCUAGCAGAAGAAUUGUCAGUUAAAAAAAACGUGUAUCUGAUUUCAGUAUAUCGUUUCUCCAGUUUCUUAGUAGCUUGUAUUCUGGUACUUCAACAUAGAAAAAUAAUGUCGAGCGUUGCCUUCAAGCUGCUCUUUCUUGUUGGUUUGUUAUUGAUGUCAACACAGACGACGGAUGCGAAGAAUUCAGAGGAUAUCCGGUGUAAAUGUACCUGCCCACCGUACAGAGACAUCGAUGGACAGAUCUACAAACAAAAUGUAUCUCUAAAGGAUUGUAACUGCCUUCAUGUUGUGGAGCCAAUGCCAGUUGAUGGAAAGGAUGUGGAGGCGUACUGUCUGCGUUGUGAAUGCAAAUAUGAGGAGAGGAGUUCUGGAACUAUCAAGGUGACUAUCAUAAUCUACCUUUCCAUCCUGGGCCUGCUGUUCCUCUAUAUGGUGUACCUGACCCUGCUGGAGCCCAUGCUGAAGAGGAGGCUCUUUGGACACUCACAGCUUCAGAAUGAUGAUGAUGUCGGGGACCAGCAGCCUUUUGCCAACGCCCACAACGUAUUGUCUCGUUCGGCCUCUCGCCCCAACAUGCUGAACAAAGUGGAGCACGCUCAGCAGCGCUGGCGGAGGCAGGUCCAGGAACAGAGGAAGUCUGUGUUUGACCGCCACGUGGUGCUCAGCUAAACCCAUCCCCAGGAAACAAAAACCCGGGGUGAAGCAAAAAAUGUUACUGUGACUGGGUGUUCCCUCUUUUUUUUCUUUUUUCUAUUUUGUCUGAUUCUGUCCCCAACUUCCAAGCUUCAUCCUUAUUGGUGUUUUGUUCCUCAACUGGACCUGUAUUUCAUGAAAGGUGAUCAUAUAGCUCUAUGUAUUCAGGAGGUGAUCAUAAAGGGUCUCUACAUCAGUAGGUUGAAGUGGGGUGUUGCAUUUGAGACCUUUGGCUUAAGAUAAUGCUAGUGUCUGUAUGACUUUGUAUACUUUCUGAUUUAAUAAUACUAAUAGAAAGUUAGAUGUUAGUUUGUUGCCCCCCCCCCCCCCCCCACACAAAAAAAAAUGGAUGAUGUGUGCCAUUUUGCACAAGCUGAUGAUAAUCUUUGGCUUCUGAUAAAGUAGAAACAAUGGGUGACACUAUGCACUCUUUCACAGUAAUAUUGGUAGCUUCUGAUAACAGUAAUGUUGGCCAAGUCACCAAUGAAAUUAGGUGAGACAUUUGAGGGUAGAGUAAAAAACAAACAAAAAAAAUAUACCAAAAUUAAUCACUCAAACUAAUGAAAACGUUUACAAUAAAUGUAACAUCUGCUACCUAAACUACAGAAGAUGGGAAUGAGUUGGAAACAGUAAAAAUGUGUAGCAUCAGUCUCUUGUCAAAAAGCAUGUUUUUUAAGAAGUGAUGUAUAAACCUAUUUACAACCUUUUACCCU